Messenger RNA from Clunio marinus, 525 nucleotides. Lineage: Eukaryota; Metazoa; Arthropoda; Insecta; Diptera; Chironomidae. The record is from the annotation of a GenBank genome assembly.
AUGAGUAAACUUGAUCCUUCAAAGGUCCAAGGGAAAAUACGUGAGCAGAUGGACCGUGAAAUAAGAUCACGGAGAGAAUACGCAAAGAAAUGGUUAUUCAUGUCGCAACCAGAAAUAAAUAAAUUUUACGAUCAAGAGUUUUUAAACACUAAAGUUAAUGAAAUAAUUCUGGAAGAAAACGAGAAGCAAAACACUGGAGAAACUUUUUUUGUUUCUGAGGGAAUGUUUGCAUCAAUGAAUCUAUGUCGAUGUGGUCGCAAACGAGUUGGAACUCAUCAUAUAAAAUGUUUACAAAAAGCAGUAAUUAAAUAUUCAGAAUCUCAUAUCGAAAGCGAUCAAAAGAAAAUUUCAAAUGAUGGCUUUCAACAACAAAAACCUAAUAUUCCACAAACUUCUAAUGCUGUUCAUGGUUUCUUUGAGAGCAAGUAUAAUAAUUUAGAAAAAUCAACUAACUAUAUAACUCCGAAAAUAUUUAUGAAGCAUAAAAUAACAGAUUCUAUUUAUAACAAUAUCAUUAUUGGAUAA